Numida meleagris (helmeted guineafowl) is the source of this 799-nucleotide messenger RNA. RefSeq names its product histone H4. The coding region runs from base 39 to 350 and encodes 103 amino acids. Gene Ontology annotation, cellular component: nucleosome. Lineage: Eukaryota; Metazoa; Chordata; Aves; Galliformes; Numididae. The record is from RefSeq and is a predicted model, not a curated record. The transcript has a single exon. Gene Ontology annotation, molecular function: DNA binding; protein heterodimerization activity; structural constituent of chromatin. Gene Ontology annotation, biological process: nucleosome assembly.
CAGUCCCCCCACUUUUCUUCCCAACUCGCGGAGCAGCGAUGUCUGGCAGAGGCAAGGGCGGGAAGGGGCUCGGCAAGGGCGGCGCCAAGCGCCACCGCAAGGUGCUGCGCGACAACAUCCAGGGCAUCACCAAGCCGGCCAUCCGCCGCCUGGCGCGGCGCGGCGGCGUCAAGCGCAUCUCGGGGCUCAUCUACGAGGAGACGCGCGGCGUGCUCAAGGUCUUCCUGGAGAACGUCAUCCGCGACGCCGUCACCUACACCGAGCACGCCAAGAGGAAGACGGUCACGGCCAUGGACGUGGUCUACGCGCUCAAGCGCCAGGGACGCACCCUCUACGGCUUCGGCGGUUAAACUCCCUUCGCUUCCCACUCCUUCUCAGCAACCCAAAGGCUCUUUUCAGAGCCGCCCACUUACACUGCAAAGGAGCUGUGACACUGUCUUUUCGCUGGAAGACCACCUCCUGAAGCUACUGUUACUUAAUUUCAUUGAAUUGUGUUACUAUUUCUCAAGUGUUUCUGGUAAUUAUCUGUUAAUGCUUUGCGCUCUACUAUCAAUAGUGAAGUUACCUAUGCUGUCUAAAAGGAGUUUGAUUACUCCUUAAAUUCCCCAGUAAAUAUUGAGCACCCUGCUAAUAAAGUAUAUUAUUAUCAAAACAAAUUGAUUUUGUUACUGCUUCCAGGUCUCAGAGCUCAGUACAAUCUAUAAUAUUAAUCAAUUAUACUGUACUUGAUCUAUAAAUUCUUCCUUUAACUGAGUGUAGAUCAACAUUUGGGGAGGAUCAGCGUAUGGGAGGAAUAAAU